AUGAAAUCUCUUUCACUUAUAAUUUUUGAAUAUUUGAAAAGCAAAUACUAAAAUGUGACAACCAAGCAGAUUAAGUACAAAUACCAUGUAAAUAAGCCUACAUAUCACAGUUAGAAAUGGAAUAAGGUGAAUGCAUGAAUAUGCUCAAUCAAAGUGACAAUAAAGUUAGAAGCACAUUGAUCAAUUUUACUAUAAUGAGCCUAUUCUUCAAAUAAUUUGAACGCAUUGGUGUAGUUAUUUAUUUCAUAGUCAUGAUUCUUGAUUACUCAUUUUUUGGGGCAACAGAAGAAGAUCUUGUUGUAUAUGUAAUGCCACUUACUAUGCACUUUGUGCUUCAAAUAUCAAAGGCUCUCUAUUUUGACUUUAUAAAGAGAAAAUAAGAUGACAUAGUAAAUAAUAGAAGAAUAACACGCUUUCGUAAACUUAGAAAAGAUAAACCAAAAUAUUAAGUAACACAAUAAUAAUAGCAGUAAUCUUCAUUUAAAAAACCUAAAAUUUCACUUUAUGAGAAUUGUUUUUGGGGAUGCAUUGAAUAAGGAGAUAUUAUUUAUUUAAAACGUAAUGAAGUUUGUCCUGCUGAUAUGCUUUUGCUUGAUGUUUCAGAUGAAAUUCUACAAGUAUAAACACAAAAUUUCUAAGGUCUAACACUUGAUUAAACUCGAUAACCAACAUAAUUAACAAUGUUAAAAAAUGGGAGAAAUAGAAUUUAGGGUUUCGAUUACAAGAAGUUGCUGACUGGAACGAUUUAAUAUAAUAUUAAUGAAUCAUCGAUAAAUGGAUUUAUAAAAUUAAAGAAGGAUCCUAAAGGUGAAUAUUUUGAUAACAAAAACAUAAUCUUUAGAGAAGAACAAAUUAGAACUUGUUAAUAUGUGAUUGGGGUUGUACUAUAAACAGGUAACAAUUGUUUUUGUUAUUUAAAUAUGAAGAAAUCUGAAAAAAAAUCAUUUUUUGUUUAAAAGUCUAGUAUGUUUUUUGCUCUCACACUUGGGAUUUCUUUAAUAGUUUCUAUGUUCAGUUGGUUUUUGGCAUCAUUUGCUGCUUGUUUACCUUAUAAUUAGGCAGAUUUCGAUUCUACAACAUUAAUAUUUUAUAUAUUGUAGUACUUAAAAACAACACCAAUAUAUUUUUAUAACUGUAUAGAUUUGAUAGAAGUUAUUAAUGCUCACAUAAAAUAUAAAAAAUAUAUAGGUGUUAAAAGUACAAAGAUUGACUAUUUAUAAUUAAAUCCAGUAUCUGUAGGAGAUAUGGUAAUGACAGAAUUUGUAUGUUUUGAUAAAACAGGUACAAUUACAAAUGGAGAAUCUAGAAUUCAUGCAAUAAUAGUAGAAGAUACAAUGUAUAAGUUUAAUUACAAUAACAUGAUAAAGAAUUAAUGGAAUACAUUUAAAGAUCAUCUACAAAAUUAGAUAAAGAAUGAUCCAAACUUUUAGAUAGAAGAGAUUGAUGAAUCGGAUAUAGAAAUUCAAUCAAAGAAAGUAAGACAUACAGGAAUAUUUAAAUUAACAUUAUAACAUUGGAAUUCUAAAAAGAUGUCUAGUUGUGAAUUUAUCAAAUCAGAAUUAGCAUCAAGUAGGAGUAUAGCAAAUCCAUUAGAUGAUGUUGAUAUAGAGAUAGAAAAUAUGAAAUUGGAAGAUUUUGAUGAUAGUCAUUAUAGAGUAACACCUGAAUUGAGUAAAGCUAAGCCGAAACCUUUUUUCAAUAAAAAAGCCAUAGCCACUGCACCAGUAUAAAUGGUUGCUUAAAGUUAGGGAGGUAUAAGUCAUUCUCAAGAAGAAGAAUUCCUAAUAAAAUAAUAAUCUUAAAAAGAGGAGUAGAGAUCUUUUGAUAAUAAUAAUAAAUCUAUUAAAAGUAAAAAGUUUUUAGAGCAUUCUUCAUCUGAUAUGAAAAGAUAAUACAGUGCAAAGAGAUCAUUUUAGAUGGAUAAGGUGGCUGAAGAAGAUAUUGAAAUAGUUUUUCAUGGAGAGAAUGAAUUCUAUAAACAUCUAAUUCAUGGUUAAAAUAAACUAGUAUAUUAAGAAUCACUUUUAUAACUUUUACUCUGCUUAGAAAUAGUCUCUAGAUAUUCUCCAAGUGAAGAUCAAUUUAUGCAUGAUUCAUCAUAAUACUCAUUUGAUUAAGAGGUAUUAAGAUUUGUAGGCUAACUUGAUAUUAAAUUCUUAUGUUGUAAUGAAUUUAAUGGAAAAGUUAUUUAUAUUGUUGAUUUUUUUGGAGAAGUAAUGGAGUUCUAAGUUAUGGCUACUUAUAAUAAUGGAAAUAAUUAAUUAGGAGUGCUUAUCCUCUAUCCAGAUAAACUUUAAGAGAGAUUUAUGCUCAUUAAUGAAAAUGAUCCAAUGGAAAGUCUAUAAUAUGUAUUUAUAAUGAGGGAAGAAACAAAUUAAUUACCUGUAAAUAUUGAUGUCGAUAAACCAAAUAGAGAAUAUUGGGAUAAAGUAUUUUAAAAAUUACACAUGGGUGGAAUGAGAUCUGUGAUAUAUUCAAAAGUAUAUCUAAAAGAAUAGGAUGCUAGUAUAUUUUUAUCUAGAUUCUAAGGAGAACUAGGAAUGUCAGCAUUUUAAUAAAUUUCUAAAGAUAUGUAAAUUGUGCAGGUUGUUGGAAUAAAAGAAUAAAUUAGAAAAGAUACAAAAAUAUUGAUAAAUCAGAUGAAGGCUGCGGAACUUAGUCUAUAUCUUUUAAGUGGAGAUGAAUUAAGUAGAGUUUUACCAAUUGCAUUCAAAUCUAAAAUACUAAACUAAUACGAUACAUUGUUGUAUCUAGAUAAUGAUAAUGCUAGAGUUGUUAUGAAGAAUCAUUUGACCAUCCUUUCUCAAUCCUUAAAAUUAGAAGAAUCCUGGGGUUCAAAACCUAUGAGAAUGAGUACUCUAGAUAAACAUCAUCGUACUCUAACUAUUGAAGAAAAACAAGCUACCUAUCCAGAAGUUAAGUCAUUUAGUAUCAUUUUGAGUGGAGAGUAUUUCAAUCUUAUAUUACAGGAUAGUUAUUUAUUAAGCCAUUUCUAAUUUCUUCUUUACUUUUGUAAUUCUUUAAUUGCAUAUAAAAUGGAUUAAAAGUAAAAAGCUACUAUUGUUUAAAUCAUUUAGACUCAAUUCAUUGGGAAUAAAAGAGUUUUAGCAGUUGGUGAUUCUUAUAAUGAUAAUUACAUGUUUUGUUAAUCUAAUAUUGGAGUUUAAUAUUGCCAUUAUCCUAUACAACUAUAAUAAUAUCAAAGAGGAGGCACAAAGUUAAAACUCAAUCGUAAAGUCACUUCAAAUAAAUCUUUAGAUAAUCCAUUAAAUCGAAAAUUCUUAUAAAAUGAAAUGUGGGUUGUUCCAACUACAGACAUAUGUCUCAAAAAUUAUCUUGAUUUAAGUGGUUUAAUGUUUUUUGAAAGUAGAAUCUUUGCUGAAGUCUAUGAUGAUUUACUAGUCUUUUCUUUCUAUAGAUCCUUACUUAUCAUUUACAUUUUAUUUUUUUCAUAUGCAAGCUAUUGUAGCUAAAAUCAAACUAUAUUUACAGGAGUUUGGUUAACUGUUUAUCAAAGUAUUUUGCUUUUCAUACAAUAAAUAGUAAGUUUAAAAUCAAAAUUUGAUAAAUAGUAUGAUAAAGAUUCAAUCACAUAUAUCGAACAAUUUAAAUGUAAUGUAAAGAUUUUCAAAAAAAAGAAAGUAUUGUCAUUCAUUUUUAAAAUUAAUGGAAAUGCUAUGUUAGAUGCUGCAUUAUUCUACUAAUCUUUAUAGAUUAUUGAUGAAAUUUAAUUUGAUACCUUUAAAUAAAUGUUAUUGAUUCUUUUAAUCUUAAGUGAUAUUGUAAAAUUAGUUGUAUCAACAAACUACACCAAACAUACUUGGAUUGUAUUUAUUUUUACUUAUUUAAUAUGUUGGUUAAUGACUUCCAUUUUAUCUGCCUAUUUUUAGAAUAUGGAUAGUUUUACAGAAUUGUUUACAGUGCCUUCAACAUGGCUGGCAUUUAUAUUUUAUGGUUUUUCCUAAUUCUGUCUUAGUAGCAUAAUUGAGUAUAUUUAGCCAUUAUUUUGUUAAUCUCUAAUUGAUUAAGCUUAAUAUGAUUAAGUUUAGAAUUAUAUUUAUAAGUCUCAAAAAAAUGGAGCAAAGCGAUAUCAUAAUCUUAUCAAAAGAUUUGCUUAAUUAGCAGGAAAGGUUUUUAAGAAAAAUAAAGAUGAAAUGGAUAUAUCUAUUUAGGAUAUUAUUUGUGAAUUAAAAGUUAAUCAAGAUAGAAUCAAUAAAUUUACCUUAAGAUUUUUAAACAAAGAUACAGAAAUGAAAUUUAAAAGACUUUCAAAACUUAAUUGGUUUAAAUUUGAGAGAAUUAAACUUGGUUUAUCACUAAUUUUUUUGGAAGUUUUUGCUUUAUUAAUAUAUUCUCUUACUCAUGGAGAAGAAAUUUAAUCUUAAACUUAUUUUAUAAUAUACAUCCUUAGUAUAAGCAUUUAAGUGAUAGUACAAAUAAUGACAUGUUCAGGAAUGUAUUUGAAACACUUUUUUUAAAUAAAUCUAAUAAUUGCUAGUAUUCGGUUACUUACAAAAAUGAUUUCAGACCUUGAACAAGAAGGUACAUAUAUUAUUCUUUUAAGUUAAUGUUAUAUAUUAAUAAUAAUAUUUUCAAGACUGCAUAUACCUUUAUUAAAUUUUACAAUAGCUACUUUGUCAAUAGUUGGAUUCUUAAAGAAUUAUAGUAUGGGAAUAGAUUAUUAUCAAAAAAUAAAUGGAGUUUUAAUAGUUUUAAUUACAUUAAUAUUUUUUAUAUCUCUAUAGUAUAAGUUGCAUAUGAUGGAAAGAUAAGAUUUUUUAUUGGCUGCAACUUUAAAUCAAGAAACAACAUCAAUGACUAAUGUAUUAUCGAUUUUAUUACCAAAAUUUAUAAGAGAUAGAAUAAAUGCAAGUAUAUAGAAAUUAAUAAAUAAUUUUAGAGGGAGUAUUUGAGAUAUAGGAGAAUUAAGGAGAAGUUUCAAUUUUAUUUUGUGAUAUAUGUGGGUUUGAUGAUUUAAUAGCAGUAGAGAAAGAAAACAUUGUUAAUUUAUUAGAUAGUUUAUUCAGAGGAUUUGAUGGUUUAUGUGUAUCAAAUGGAAUGUAAAAGAUAGAAACAGUUGGAAAGACAUUUAUGGCAGCAGGAGGUUUAAAAGCAGUUGAUUAAGGAACAAAGUACAUAAAUUAGAGUGCAGUAAAGAGAGUAUAUAUAUUAAUAAUAUAAAGGCUGUUUAAUUAUCUUUAGAAAUGAUGGAAUACUCUAAAAAAUUUAAAUUUGGAUAAUCAGGUAAUGUUAAAAUAAAGAUUGGAGUUCAUUAUGGUCGUGUAAUUGCUGGUGUUAUAGGUCAUCAUAAACCUUAAUUCUCAUUAAUUGGUGAUACUGUUAAUACAACAAGUCGAGUAUGUUCUACUGGUUAAGAUGGAGAAAUAACAUUAUCUAAUGAAGCAUAUAUGGAACUUAAUAUGCCAGAUUUAUAAUUCAAUUAAAUUAAAGUAAAUGCAAAAGGUAAAGGAGAAUUAAUUACUUGGUAAGUUGUCACUUCAAUCAAAAGAAAUACUGAUAAAAAAGUUAGAAAGAAGAAAGGACUUGUUCCAAAAUUUGAUUCAUCAUAAUCAGAUUUACCAACCUUAACUAAAUUAGAUCCUGUUACUCCGAAAACUGAUUUUAGAUAAUUGAAAGUUCCUUAACAGAUUAAAUAACUUGACAUUUAUCCAAAUGAAUCAAAUGGUAAAAUGGAAAAAGAUUUUAAUUCUGAAAACAACACAACUAGUUUUAGUCUUCUUAAAGAUUCUUUAUAAUCAAAAGAUAUUCGUCCUAUAAGAAAAAGAGGACAAAGAGGACCUACAUUAAUUAUGAAAGCAUAAGAUGCUCAAAAAGUUGUAGGUCCUUUAUAAUUAUAACACUCUACUAGUUAAAAUAAUAUUUAACAUUCAAGUAAUAAGAAUCUUCCUCCUAUUGUUGUUUAUUAAGCUGAAGAGAGUGCUCAUUCUAAUAAUUUAAAAGAUGAAUCUUUUUUUGAAAAAAAUCAAACCAAUCUCCUACAUGAUUUAUCAUAAAAAUUAAGAAGAGACCUUUAUAUUGAAAUACUUGAUGAAGCACCAGAUUAUGAAGUAGAAAUUGAAAAAAUAUAAUUUGAUGAAGAUGAAUAAUUUAAGAGUGAAGAUUUAUAAUUAGAAAGAAGUAGGUUCUAUCUUGAUUUUAAAGAGAAUUAAAAAGAAUUAGCAUAGGAAUUUAUGGAUUAAAAGGAAGGUAUCAAUAUUGUAUUUAUGCUAUUUCUCCAUUUUCUUUAAUUUUUAUCAAAAACACUCACUCUUUUAUUUGUAUAACAUUAAGAAAAUUGGAUAUCUGUUUUUGUUAUACGAUUCGUAGCAUCAAUAUUAUUAUUAACCUUAGCUAUGUUGUAAAAUAAAAAAUUAAAGCAUAGAUUUUAUAAAUAUUAAUACUUCUUAAUAACAUACUUUGGCAUAUUAAUUAGUAUUCUUUUAGAAUUUAUUCUCAUGCCUGAAAAAUCAGUAGAAUUAUAAGCAGCAGAGGGAAUUUUAUUAAUUUGUUUCUUUUGUUCACUAUCAAUUAUUAAAAUUAAAUACAAGGUUUAUUUUAAUCUUUGUCUCUUUAUUGUUUAAUUAUUGAUAGUUUUAAUUCUUUAUAAAGAUUUAGCUAUAGCAUAUUAUACUAUUUUUUAAAGUUGCAUGACAUUUAUAGUUUAAUAUCAUUUAUUUUUCUAAGAUUUAGGUACAUUCAAUAAUAAGAGAUCUUUAGAAUUAAAAAAAUUAUAAACGUAAAAUUUAGUUAAGUAUCUCUUACCUACUCAUAUAUUAAAAUAAUUUUUAUCUAAUAGUAAUCAAAGGAUGGUAUUAGUAGAUCAAUUUGAGGAUGCAACUCUAUUAUUUGCAGAUAUUGCUGGAUUUACUGAAUAUUCUAGUAAAGUAGAGCCAGAAUAGGUUGUCAAUAUGUUGAGAAACUUAUUUACUGAAUUUGACAAAAUAUGUUUAAAUUAAAAUGCUUAUAAAUUAUAUACAAUAGGUGAUUGUUAUGUUGCAUUUGGAAUAGUUGAUGUUACAUAAAGGAAUCCUCCUUAGGAAGCAAAAAAUGUUGUAGAAUUAGGAUUUAAAAUGAUUGAAAUAAUUAGAUAAGUUAGAUCAAUAAUAGGAUUUGAUGGAUUAGAUAUGAGGAUUGGUAUACAUACUGUAACUAUUUUAUAUAAUUUUAGGGUAAAGUGAUAGGAGGAAUAUUAGGAACAGAAAUAGUUAGAUACGAUGUUUAUGGAGCUGAUGUUAUGAUUUCUAAUAAAAUGGAAUCAAAUGGUGAAAGAGGUAAAGUUUAAGUAUCAGAAGAAACUAAAUAAUUACUUGAACAAUCUUAUCCAGAUUAAUUUUUAUUUUCUUUUAAUAAAGAAGUUGAAUUCAAAUCUAUUUUUAGAAAAACUAAAGGAUAUUUUAUUGAUCCGAUAAAAAAUGAUAGCGAUCAAGAUUUUGAUGAUAUGAAUCACUAUUAAUUUGUCAAAGAUUUAGAAUAAUAUGAAAAUGGAGUGCAAUGA
Messenger RNA from Paramecium sonneborni, 7495 nucleotides. Lineage: Eukaryota; Ciliophora; Oligohymenophorea; Peniculida; Parameciidae. The record is from the annotation of a GenBank genome assembly.